Messenger RNA from Protomyces lactucae-debilis, 3582 nucleotides. RefSeq lists its product as uncharacterized. Lineage: Eukaryota; Fungi; Ascomycota; Taphrinomycetes; Taphrinales; Protomycetaceae. The record is from RefSeq and is a predicted model, not a curated record. Gene Ontology annotation, molecular function: DNA binding; protein binding. The transcript has 3 exons. The coding region runs from base 1 to 3582 and encodes 1193 amino acids.
AUGCGCGAAUUUGAGCACGGUACGCGAAAAGAGCUCCAAACCUCACAACGCGUCAAGACUACCAUUGUCAUGGCCAAGUACGGUGACCUGCCUCCAGAAAUCAUUAUCAGAGUCGCUUCUUGCCUUACCUUUAACAGUAAGGACAUUCGCGCAUUAUUAAACCUCUCGCAGGUCUGCAAGAGCACCUAUGCCGCAAUUCAGGGUGCACAGGAGCUCUGGAGGGCUGCCUAUCUUACCUAUUGGGACUUCGAAUCGGCUGGUCUCCGGGGAAGGACAUCAGACCUCUACAAUCGCAAGGAUCCUCAAGUGUCUCACGGAUGUACACCAGCCCUCGAGGCAGACUUGCCGCGAACAGCCUUCUACAAGCGCCAGCGUCUUGACUUGCAAGUAGUCUACCAUAUCGAAGAAAUGGUUCGCGGCACAUUUGGAUACGCACAUGAAGCGGAAGCCUUGGUGAAGAUUGGUAUGAACGCAGCAGACAUGCUUGGCAGAGUGCGUACGGCCGCAGCUGGUAUGGGACACUACGAAGUCAGGCUUAUGUGUGAGGAGGUUCUUCAUGGCAUCAGCUCGUCGCUUGGUGACCGUCUUCUCAAGCAAAUAUGCACUAGGCCCAAAUUGGCACCAUGGCGAGACCAGGUCGGCGUGGCUGCAGAAGCAAUGGAUGGCUUAUUUGCAGUUGGUGCCUACCAUUAUUUUGGUGGAGUGCGUCCGGAUUUGAACAUCGAGGACCAUAUCAAGUUCAUGGCCGACGACGUUAUGAAAAAAUGGCCGCAUGAAAAGGGCUGCAAAUACGCAAAGGACGUCACCAAGAGAUGCGUCUGCUUAACGAGCGUCGACGGACCAGGAGCCUUCCGCGCAGUUGAAGCAGCUUUAUCCGAUUACAGCGUCACUGUAGUCGACCCAAGCUCUAGUGGCUCCAUGCAACCCAAAAGCAACUAUCUCGGUUACUCGCUCGAAUAUGAGCAACCAGUUACUCCACUAGUUGUCGUUUGCCUCUUUUGCGCGGUAGCAAGACACCUUGGCUUGGUCACUGAACCAGUCGACUGGGCAAUACACGUUGUGGCCAGUAUUACCUUCAAGGAGAAUGGUGUGGAGAUCGAAAAGUACUGGUCUCCUUACGUCCAUGGAGAAGUUCAUCCAACUGGCGAGAUCUACACUCGCGAGGAAUUGAUAUACGCUGUGCGCGACACCUUGGGAUGGUCGUACAUUGAGGCGAACGAUUCCCUGAACCCUCUGGACGGGAUUGGAGCUGCGAGACGGACAGUUGACAACAUAUCAGAUUGCUUGGAAGCUGCCGAACGCAGACCAGAAUUGACAAUUUGCAUGUCAAUGAUGAAAACUCUGCAUCGGUGCGGCGAACCGCUUGUCACAGAGCCGUAUGAUUUUGCGAAUAUGCUGUCCGUGGGGGAUCUCCCGACUUUCGGGGCCUGGAUACCGGAACUACGUGAGAUGGCACGACGAGGCGGAUUUGAUCAGUCCUCAGCCGACAGUGCACUUCAUCAUCUGGAAGCUGUGCGAAAUGAGAUGAAUAAGCCCAUCCAAGUUGCGCCACGCCAAAAGCCAGACCAGCCGAUUAGAUAUGCUAUUGGUUCCGUUGUCAGGCACCGCAAGCAUAAGUAUGCCGGCUUUAUCUACGCACAUGAAGAAGAUUGCAAGGAGAGUGAAGCUUGGCAACGGGAAAUGCGCAUACACAAGCUGGAAGGCGGUGGUGCCAACCAGCCAUUUUACCACGUCAGGAUGCCGGAUGGCCAAAGCAUGUAUAUGCCCGAGGUCAACGUUGAGUUGAUGACUUGCCCUCGCUGUGGCGAUCGAAAUGCCUUGCCGACCCAGGGACCGACUCCCUUGACAUCGGAGCUGACUGCUCUGUAUAAAAAAUUUGAUGACGAAGUCGCCAUCGGACGCUACGUCUCCCGAAAGAAGAAUUCAGCUGGCAAGUCAAGUUCCAUGGCUCUGUACAAUGAUCUGCCGCCCGAGAUCAUUGUACGCAUUGCCACUUACCUGAUCGGCACUGGCGAAGGAGCUGAAGUAAAAUCCUUCUUGCGCCUGACUAUGGUCUGUGCAAGCACGCGCUCUGCACUUCGAACCUCUCAAAAGCUUUGGAAGGAUGCCUAUACUCACUGCUGGAUCUUUGAGAAUGCGGGUGUGCGUGGCAGGACGGCUGACCUCUACAAUCGCGAAGAUCCGCAGGUAUUUCCUGGAUGCACGCCUGCCCUGGAAACAGAUGCUCCGGUAGCGCCUUACUUCAACGUCGAGAAGAAGAUCGAAGACAUCGUCGAGCUUGUUUUCCAGCGUUGGCGCCACGAGAAGGACUGUGAUUUUACAAAGACUGGCAAACUCAACUGCCGGUGUUUCAAAAAUCGAGAUGGCCCGGCUGCAUUUCGUGCUAUUCAGGAAGCAACAUAUGAGACUGAUCUGUGUGCUAUGGGUCCGGACAUUUUUGAAUUCUCGGAUCUUGAGUGUCACUACCUUGCAGAACCUUUGUUGAGUCGACAGCCUGCUUCUGCCAUCGUCCUCGCCGUCAUAUUUGGUGCUAUCGCCAAACGCCUGGGCCUACUCGCGGCGCCUAUAGCGGCUGCCUCGCUCGUCGUGGUCAAAAUUUGUUACAAUCAGGAUGGAACCGAACGUCAAAGGUAUAUGGCACUGUGCAGCGACCAAAUCUAUACUUUCGAGGGACUUAUCGAUUUUCUGCAAGCAAGACUUGACUGCUCGCGAGAAACAGCACUGGAACACAGCAAAGUCAUGCGAGGUCCCAUGCUAGCUGCCUAUUGCGCUCGCAGCGUUCUUCGAUGUGUACAGGACGACACAGGUACGAAGUUGGCAAGUCCAGUCGAUUACCUGGGCGCUAUGAAGUGCUUAUACUGGAGUGGCCGUCCGAUGGAACAGGACCAAGUACUGCCGCAUCAAUUUGCCGAUCUUGUCGGCAGAUUUGACAUCUUCUCGUCAGCCACCUGGCGUCAAGAAAUGCCACACCUUGCAAAGACAGGUGGCUUUACUUAUGAUCACGCUUUGCAUGCGAAUGAAGUCUUGGAAGACUAUCGUCAUCUUCACAAUGGAUUCGAUCGAAUCGUUAGGCGUAACAACCCGGACAGAGCAAUUCGGUUUGCCCUUGGCUCUGUGAUCUGCCACCGUAAACACAAAUUUUUGGGCAUCGUCUUUGGCUUCGAUGACGAAUGCAUGGAAACGCCAGAGUGGCAAGAGCAGAUGCGUGUCAAUAAGCUUAAAGGCGGUGGUCCCAAUCAGCCGUUCUAUCAUGUUAGGACCAUAAGAGGCUCAGACAUGUAUAUCGCGGAGCAAAAUAUCAAGCUACUCUCUUGUGCUCGCUGUGGAGAUCGAGAAGCUCAGACCACGCAAGCCCCCGAGAGUGUGCCCUCCGAGAUCUUGGCUUUUAUGAAUGGGCUUGAAAGGCUGCCGGAAGAAUAUGAGUUGGGUCGACUUGUCAUGACAAGGAAGAAUGAUGGGAAGUGUGGCUACGUGCCCAGUAGUGCUAUACAGCACAGGUACUCCGCGAAAGUGUGGCCACGUGUGCCAAAUGCAUGCUCCCAACAAGAAGGUUGUCCAGAUCUUGGUCCGGAUGAAGAGUGA